Penicillium oxalicum is the source of this 846-nucleotide messenger RNA. Its product is annotated as Ser/Thr protein phosphatase superfamily. Gene Ontology annotation, molecular function: hydrolase activity. The transcript has a single exon. The coding region runs from base 1 to 846 and encodes 281 amino acids. NCBI's taxonomy places the organism in Eukaryota, Fungi, Ascomycota, Eurotiomycetes, Eurotiales, Aspergillaceae. The record is from RefSeq and is a predicted model, not a curated record.
AUGUUGAAACGAUUGAAUGCCAUUUUUCAUAGACCAGGCGCGUCAUUCCAGGUCCUAUCUGACCUGCACCUCGAAGUCAAUCGACAAUACCAAUCAUAUGAAGUGCCGGCGUGCGCACCCCAUCUCAUCCUCGCGGGAGACAUUGGACGUCUCUGCGACUAUGAAGACUACCGCGACUUCUUGCAAAUGCAGACCGAUCGCUUCCGGCUAGUAUUCUUGGUUCUUGGCAACCACGAGAUCUACAGUCAAAGCUAUGAAUCGGCACUGGAAAGCGCCAGAUUCCUGGCGCAGGAAGAUUGCUUCGAGGGACGACUGAUUCUCCUCCACCACUCGCGCUACGACAUGCCCGAUUCGCCUGUCACGAUCCUGGGUUGUCCACUCUGGUCUCAUAUUCCCAAAGAGCAAAGGGGGAUCGUGGCAUCAACCAUCCAGGACUUUAAGCAGAUCGAAGGCUGGUCCAUUGAGGAACACAAUCAAGCCCACGAGUCCGAUCUCGCUUGGCUGUUGCGUGAGAUCGAUUCGGUGCAGGUCGCCAACAGAGACAAGCCGGUUGAUGAACGACGGACGAUUCUCGUCGUCACGCACCAUGCGCCGUCCGUCCAAAAGACAUCUCAUCCACAGUAUCAGUAUAGUCCGUGGAGAUCGGCAUUUGCGACCGAUGUGCUUUCGCGCAUUCCCGAAUUGAAUAAUGUCAAAGCGUGGAUUUUCGGCCACACGCAUUAUUGUACGGACGUCAAAGAACGAGGUGUUCGAAUUCUCGCGAAUCAGCGUGGAUACAAAUUUACAAGUGACGACUCGAAGGAGCCCAAGGAUGGGUUUGAUUUGAGGAAAGUCAUCCAUGUAUAA